Messenger RNA from Aureococcus anophagefferens, 732 nucleotides. RefSeq lists its product as hypothetical. The record is from RefSeq and is a predicted model, not a curated record. The transcript has a single exon. The coding region runs from base 1 to 732 and encodes 243 amino acids. Lineage: Eukaryota; Pelagophyceae; Pelagomonadales; Pelagomonadaceae.
AUGUCCUUCGGCUGGGACCGCGCCGGCGGCGACCAGGUCGCCAUCGCGCAGCGGCUCGCCAACGGCCUGCCCGCCUGGCCGCCGCUCAAAGGGCCGACGACGUACCGGCGCCUACGCGACGUCUCGUACGGGUGGAACGUGUGCACGGCGUCCUACACGCAGGCCUGGUGGGCCUGGGACGACUGGAGCCGCCACCUCGACUGGCUCGCGCUCAACGGCGUCAACCUGGCGCUCGCGUACACGGGCCAGGAGCGGCUCUACGCGGACGUCUACGCGGACCUCGGCGUCGACUACGCGGCGUUCGCGAACUGGUCCAACGGCCCGGCGCACCUCACGUGGUCGCGGGGCCAGUCGACGCACGGCGUCGGCGGGCCCCUGCCCCGAACCUUCGCCGACGCGCAGCUCGCCCUCGCGAAGCGGAUUUUGGCGCGCAUGCGGGGCCUCGGCAUCGUGCCCGUGCUGCCGUCGUUCCAGGGCAACGUGCCCCCGGCGUUGAAGGACCUGUUCCCGGAGGCGAACAUCACGGUCCAGGCGCCCCACUGGACGUCCGGCGCCGUCGCGUGGCUCGACGCAGGGCAGGAAAAGAGAGCGAAAUUCCCAACUUCAAAGGCUCCCAUCUCGGCCGUUUUCCACUCGUUUCGGCUGAUUUUUGGACGAGCGAUCAUCUCUCGGAACGGUCUCGAAGCAUGGGUGCUUUUUGGGGAACGCGCGCGCGCGGAACACUCACGUUGA